AUGGAAAUAAAUACUAUAACUGAUACUAUUCACUACACCUUUCCAUGGCUUAUUUUUAUGCUAUAUAUAGUAUCUUCAAUGAUUCCAGAAAAACAUAAUAAGCAAAAAUCCGAUAUUUCAUCAUUACUUCAAACUAUUUCAACUUUUUUAAUUCUAUUGACUUUUAUCGGAAAUUCCAUGUUGAUUUUAGUUUAUAUUUUAGUCAAACAAGAUUGGUGGAUUGCACAAUCUUCCGUGUUUUAUACAUUAACCAGUAUUUUUUCUUGGGGCAUAAUAUUUAUAAAUACUAUUGAGAUAAAACAUCGGAUUUCUAUAAAGUUAAAUAGCUUAAUUAUUUAUAUUUUUCAAAUAUUAGCAGAUACAAUACUCGUUUUUUCUAUAUUAUCAAAACCAUUUAUAUCUAAAUGGGAAAUAUCAUAUUCCAUAAUAAGUUCAUCAAGGAUUUUAAUUUCAAUGUUUUUUUUUACUUUAUGUUUUUUGAUUAAACAAAAAAAGUCAUUAACAAAUCUAGAAGACGAACCUUUACUUGAGCAAAAUCAAAUAUAUAAAGAUGAUGAGUUACUAGAUAUUAAGAGAAAAGGAAUUUUAAAUGAUAAAAAGUUAGAAAACACAUGGUGGAACUAUAUUAAAAAAUUUUAUUUAUUUUUCCCAUAUCUUUGGCCUAAAGACGUAUUAUUCCUACAGAUUAUGAUUUUUUUUUGUUUUAUACUUUUAAUUGUUUCAAGAUAUAUAAAUAUUUUGGUACCACAGCAGUUAGGGAUUGUCACAGAUAAACUCAAUGCAUAUGUAGACAAGAAAGAGAAUAUAUGGAUAUCUAUCUUUCUUUUUAUGUUUUAUCGAUUCUUACAAGGGAAUAUGGGCUUACUUGGAUCUAUUAGAUCUUAUCUUUGGAUACCAAUUAAUCAACAUGCUUAUCAAACUCUUUCUGAAAAGGCUUUUGAACAUAUUCAUACUCUUUCAUUAGAUUUUCAUUUAUCAAAAAAGACAGGAGAAAUCAUAAGUGCAUUAGAUCAUGGUUCUUCUAUAAAUACAUUUUUCGAAAUGAUUAUAUUUCAAGUUUUACCAGUAAUUAUUGAUAUUUUUGUUGCUAUUAUUUAUUUUUUCAUAAAUUUCGAUGCGUAUUUCGCUCUUAAUGUUGUAAUUAUGGCAAUCUCAUACAUUUAUGCAACAAUUAAAAUUACUGAAUGGAGAACAGAAUAUCGAAGAGAUAUGGUUAAUAAACACAGAGAUGAGUAUUCAAUAAAAAGCGAUUCUAUAACUAAUUAUGAAACUGUAAAGUAUUUUAAUGCUGAACCUUUUGAGUUUAAUCGCCACAAAAAUGCAAUUAGAACAUACCAAAAGGCCGAAUUCAAAGUUCUAAGCUCUUUAAAUUUGUUAAAUGUAGUACAAAAUGUAAUAUAUACAGCUGGUCUUCUUUCUAUAACAUCACUUUCUGCAUAUAAAAUUAUCAAAAAUCUAACUUCCGUGGGAAAUUUUGUGUCUUUAUUGACAUAUAUGACUCAAUUACAAGGACCUCUAAACUAUUUUGGAAGUCUCUAUAGAUCUAUACAAUCUAGUCUAGUAAAUGCAGAAAGAAUGCUGGAACUAUUUAGCGAAGAGUCAGCGGUUUCUGACAAUCCUGAUGCUAUUGAUAUAAAAAUAACACAAGGGGAAGUCAUAUUUGAUAAUGUCAGUUUUAGUUAUGAUAAAAGAAAAAAUGCACUAAAUGCAUUAAGUUUUCAUGCAAAACCGGGAACUUCUAUUGCUUUAGUAGGAGAGAGCGGAUCAGGAAAAACAACAAUAUUUAGAUGUUUAUUUAAAUUCUUUAAUAUUGAUUCUGGAACAAUUACAAUUGAUGGGCAAAAUAUUCAUAAUAUAAAACUUAACUCUUUAAGAAAAAAUAUAGGAAUUGUUCCACAAGAUACUGUUCUUUUUAAUGACACUAUUAUGUUUAAUAUUCGUUAUGCAAAACCAAAUGCAUCUGACGAAGAAGUUUUCCAAGCAGCACAGAAAUAUAAUACAAAGGUGGGAGAAAGAGGACUACGUUUAAGUGGUGGAGAAAAACAAAGAAUUGCAAUAGCACGAACAAUUUUAAAAAAUCCUAAAAUAAUUUUAUUGGAUGAAGCAACAUCUGCUCUUGAUACACAUACAGAAAGACAAGUUCAACUUGCAUUGAAAAAAUUAACUGAGGGUCGUACUACUAUAUGUAUUGCUCAUAGACUCUCUACCAUUACAUCCUGUGAUCUUAUUCUUUGUAUGAGAGAUGGACAUAUAGUAGAAAGUGGUACACAUAAUGAACUUUUAGCUAAAGUAGAAGAAGCAGGAGAAAAAGGGCUAUAUUAUUCUAUGUGGCAAAAACAAAUCCAUGCAAAUAAAAAUUCAAACAAUAACAAUAACGAUAAAGUAUAAAAAUUUACUUAUAUUAUUAAAUAUUUAAUCUUUCAAAUAAUUUCGAAAAAUUAAUAUUUAUUUUCUAAUC
This is a messenger RNA of Pneumocystis murina B123, 2458 nucleotides long. RefSeq lists its product as hypothetical. The record is from RefSeq and is a predicted model, not a curated record. Gene Ontology annotation, molecular function: ATP binding; ABC-type transporter activity; ATP hydrolysis activity. The coding region runs from base 1 to 2388 and encodes 795 amino acids. Gene Ontology annotation, biological process: transmembrane transport. The transcript has 18 exons. Gene Ontology annotation, cellular component: membrane. Lineage: Eukaryota; Fungi; Ascomycota; Pneumocystomycetes; Pneumocystales; Pneumocystaceae.